This is a messenger RNA of Olea europaea var. sylvestris, 2098 nucleotides long. Its product is annotated as GPI transamidase component PIG-S. NCBI's taxonomy places the organism in Eukaryota, Viridiplantae, Streptophyta, Magnoliopsida, Lamiales, Oleaceae. Gene Ontology annotation, cellular component: GPI-anchor transamidase complex. The transcript has 13 exons. Bases 30 to 1835 code for a protein of 601 amino acids. The record is from RefSeq and is a predicted model, not a curated record. Gene Ontology annotation, biological process: attachment of GPI anchor to protein.
CUUCCUGUAUCUCUUGGAACGACUCGGAGAUGGCGGAAAUCUCAGAAGCUUCGUCAACUUCAACUACGGAUCCGGACUUCGACCCGGAAACCAUGCGAAAAUCCAAGCCGGGAUUGAAACGCCUAAGCCUAACCCUCACUGUUCUCUUCUCGUAUCUCUUAGGUCUUCCGUUCUUGUUAAAAUCAAUAGAGAUUUACAGAUCGCCACUUCCAUUUCGCGAAAUUGAUGAUUUAUCCACCGCCAUUGAAUCGAGUCCAAUUCUCUUUCCUUGCCAUUUCAGAGCUGUAUUUGUCAAUUUUGACCCGAAUUCAUAUACUGCCGAUCAAUUGUCGGUUUCGGUUCAAGCCUACAUGGCAAAAUUGGCUACGAAAAAUUCCCCAGCUUGUGGAACUUGUGCUAGUAAUUUCACGGUAUAUGUAACCAUAGACUCUAACUCCAACUGCAUUACUAACGGGAAUAAUGUGGAUUGGAAAUGCGGGGCAUUGAAUGAAUUCAAAUUUGCUGAGAAGCGUGAUGAUGGGCUUUUAGACGAGUAUUUAGAGUCUGUUUUUUAUAAUAAUAAUAAUAAUAAUAAUAAUAAUAAUAAUAGCAAUGGGAAGGUUUAUACGGUGGUUGUGGUAAAGACUGAAGAGGAGGAAGUGAGUGCAGUGGUGGGGCAGUAUCGCCAUGCUUGGAUUAUGGGUAGAGUUUUUGAGGAGCAGGCCGUAGAGAAGAUAGCGGAGAUUUUUGUUAAAGUAUUUGUGAAUGGUGGGAAAGAGGAAGGAUUGAUUCAUGGGGAGUUUAUGCCGGUCGGGGCGGAUGGGAAAAUUGUGCUUUCAUUCAAUUUGUUGAAUGCUGAUCCGCAUGAUUGGAUAUAUGAUUGGGAUUUCCGAGAGAUAGAUGAAAAUCUCUUGACUCCUAUUAUUGCAGCACUAAAACCUCUGGCAGAUGUUAGCGUGGAGAGUCAGGUUUUAUAUCACACCCCAAAGGCCUCAUUUUCUAUUUGGGACGACAAACUGGACAGCUAUAUUUUCAGUACCAAAGAUCUUCCUUUCUUUGUGAAUUCAAAUGAGUGGCAUUUGGAUACUUCAGUUGCAGCAGGCGGGAGAUCAAAAAUUUUGCAGUUUGUGGUAUAUGUACCAUCCGCAAAAGAGUGCCCUCUUCGGUUGCAGCUUCCGAAUGGAGAGAUUUCCACAACUAAUGGCUUUAUAUCUCCAAUGUGGGGUGGAAUUGUUGUUUGGAAUCCUUCAGCCUGUUUGAUGGAUUCAAAACUUAAGCAUCCUCUGAGACGUAAGAUUCCUCCUGAGGAUUCAAGGAAAGUUUUUGAAAUUUUCAUGGGGCAGUUGCGGCAACUCUUUGGUUUGAAAUCUGAUGGUCUCUUUGUUGGUGCAUCAGGCACAUCCGUACUUUUAGCUAGUGAAAGAGGGUUCUCAGAAUGGGAAUUGGAUGUAUUGUCACGGCAGCACUCAUGUUUUAAUCUUCUUCAAUGUGGCACAACUCUCGGAUCAAUUUCUCGAUUGGUUCAAUCACUUCCAAGAAUGAUCAUAAUGGAUGAUAUAGGAAAACAGGUGAAGUAUUCUCUUGAAGCUGCAAAAUUGACUUUAAGUAACGCAUCGCUCGGAAUUUAUGAUGCUUCUGCUGAGUCCUCAAGACAAGCUAGAUUAUUGGCUGAGGAUGCAUUUUAUCACCCAUCCAUGAUGUCUGUCAGCUAUUACUCAUUUGAGCACUGUUUUGCCGUCUAUUCGCCCUUCUUUCUACCAGUUACGCUGCAUGUGCUUCUUGCAGUCCUUAGAGAAUGGAAAAGAUACAAGCAAGAAAGCAAAAAAUAUAAUGCAUGGCAAGCCAAAGUAAAGUAGCAUCUGAUAGCUAUUGAUUACGCAUUUGACACAGAGGAAAGCUUCAUGUGAAGAGACAUCCCUUAUCGGGCAUGGCCUAUAUAUCUCAGUCGCUUGAGCUUCUCGCUAUCUUAUAACUCGAUCUUAGCAGAGUGUCCUCAGCUCUGUUGAGUUGCUGUACCAUAACCCGUAGGUUGGGUUUUAACUUGAAACUGUCGCUUCGAGUCUAUCUCUAGUUAUAGAUACUUCCAUGAAUCAUAUGAUAUGAAAAUUAUACGGCGUCA